Molecule: messenger RNA, 1063 nt
Organism: Podospora pseudopauciseta
Lineage: Eukaryota; Fungi; Ascomycota; Sordariomycetes; Sordariales; Podosporaceae
Exons: 3
Coding region: 385-957 (190 amino acids)
Source: RefSeq, a predicted model, not a curated record
CACACACGACACCCAUCGCCCGGUGUGACGCCGUCCUGUCUUUGUAUGUACACCAACAAGAAGUGACAAUGGUACGAAAAAACCGUUUGACGUAGGCUGUGUACGCAUGCACAUUGACACCACGCUGCAACCCACUUUUUUUCUUCUUUUUUCUUUUCCUUUUUCGUCUCAUCUCAUGCUAGUUUCUGAACUACCUAUAGCCAACGGAGCGGUGGGUGACUCACUUACCGCCUUGCGAAGCCACUUUUCCACGGGUGGACCGACAGCAUGGAUCGGUAGUGUGGACGUGUGUGGCAGCGGCGUAGGCAGCUACGUAGGGUUCACCAACUACAGGACGAUGGAUGGGGCUGACGGGAAGGAUUUCAGUCCUUGGUAAGGUAACCAAUGCUUGUUUUCUCAAGUAUGCCGUACCUGGUACUAGAAAAGCUUGUCCUGUCUGUCGUGUAUAUAAGAUCUGGGUUGGACGCCCCUUUUUUGUCCUCAGGUUGUCACCAGGCAGAAAAUCACACAGACACACACACACACACACAUACAUACACUUGCACAACUAUCAUCGCACCACUCAAAACGGCCAUCACCAUUUAUACAGUGACCACCACCAUAACCAUCACCAUCACAACCACAUCCACCACCGCUAUUCUCACCACCAACACCAUUCCCAACUUCACUUCCACAACCACCGCCAUGUCCUCCAACACUUUCAACUCCCCCCUCUACCCCCGCAACUACGCCACCCAAAUCAUGGCCGACCAAAAAGCCGCCCACGCCCAAGCCAAGCAGCAGCAGUCCCAGUCACAACAGUCCUCCUCCUCCGAUGACACAGCCUCCAUAGCCAGCACAACCACCGACAUCUCCUAUCUCAAGUCCCAAGCCAAGUCCUCCAAGAGCUCCUCAUCAGGCGGGAAGCCAGCAAGCAAAAGCCAAGUGAUGAAGAACCAGAUCAACAUGGGGUUUUGACUCCCUUUAACGGUGAGGAUAAUCGAAGGUUUAGGGUCAAUCUGCUAGCUGUCUCUUAUUAAAGGGGAGGUGGUUAGCUGGACAGGAGGUGGGAUACACCAACCAU